AUGCCCUCGUCAUCCAUUUUAAGACUUGUCUAGUCACGGUAAGCAUGCGGAUAUGCCUUCACCUGCACGUCACUUUUGUACUUAUUUCCUAUUCCUCGGUGCUCUCGGGCGCCGGCUUCCCUACUCCUUCCACCGCUGAUCUCAUUCUUGUGCGUACAUAAAUAUGACUUGUUCAAGGGCUCUUCUACGUUCUGCCAGUUCUCCUCGUCUGCUACAGACUUGCACGAAAAGUUUCCGCCCAAAUUCUUCAGCUUGCUUUGCUGGUCCCCGUUCCAGACCGUUUUCGAUUGCUCCAUCUCUCAAAAUGCCUGAGCACCUUACCCACGACGAGAUCAAUUCGCAAACAGAUCCCUCGGUCGCGAAGCAGUAUGACUCCAGCACCCCUAAGGAGCAGCAGAUCAAGGACUUCUUCAACAUGGUCGAUGGCAAGAAGAUUGCAAUGUUAAACACGUACAGGAACGGAGUUGGCCCUGUUGGCAGAUCCAUGGCCGUAGCGAAGCGAUCUGGACCAGACAUCCUCUUGCUCGCCAACCAGCACUCGCAGAAAUUCCAAGAUCUCUCCCAAAACAAGGAGGUCCAAAUCACCUUCCAAGACAGCAAGACGCAGGACUGGAUCUCUAUCUCCGGAACCGCGACGACCGUCUCGAACUCCGACCCGCGCAUUAAAGAGCUUUGGUCAAGGGGCAUCAAAGCCUGGUUUGGUGAUCUCGGUGACGGCAAGCACGAUGGCGGGCCUGAUGAUCCCCGAAUGGCGCUCAUUGAAGUCAAGGCGAAGUAUGCCACGUAUUAUCUGACGCAAUCGGGUACGCUGGGGUUCAUCAAGGAGGUUGGCACUGCAGCUGUGACUGGAAAAGUUGCUGAGACGGGGGUAUUGAGGGAGCUUCAUGAAGCGGAUCUUGAGCAGGCCAGAAAGAUGGAGUGAGUUUCUGCUCGAGCAUUUUUUAUUGCGAUGAUAACAUUGGAACUUUGGUAUAGUUUGCCUCUAUCGAAGCUUUGAAGUGCUUUCCCACUCUACAUGGUAGAAAAAACCUUCGAUGUAGCUACGCUAAAUCAUAG
This is a messenger RNA of Trematosphaeria pertusa, 1056 nucleotides long. RefSeq lists its product as uncharacterized. The transcript has 2 exons. The record is from RefSeq and is a predicted model, not a curated record. NCBI's taxonomy places the organism in Eukaryota, Fungi, Ascomycota, Dothideomycetes, Pleosporales, Trematosphaeriaceae. Bases 305 to 922 code for a protein of 205 amino acids.